Drosophila biarmipes is the source of this 1366-nucleotide messenger RNA. RefSeq names its product protein FAM151B. Bases 362 to 1261 code for a protein of 299 amino acids. The record is from RefSeq and is a predicted model, not a curated record. The transcript has 4 exons. NCBI's taxonomy places the organism in Eukaryota, Metazoa, Arthropoda, Insecta, Diptera, Drosophilidae.
AUUCUCAUUGCUGUUUGCUCUCGCGUCUGCGCCUUGGAACCGCUGACAGGUCGGGGAGAAUCAUUGUUGUGCAGUUGCAUCCAUGACAGCAUUCGGUGAAAGUGGGCGAAGCCAGAGCGGAGCGCUUCCAUAAGACAUAAUCAUAACACUAAUUCCCUCCGUUCGCGCACACAUGUCUACGGAGAACCGAACAAUCUGAUAUUGUACUGCUCUGCGUCGACUGUGUGCCCGCAAUAAGUAAGUGCUCGUGGCCAAAAUCAAUGGGGCUGCUCUGAACGCCAGCCAUUAUCAGUACCAAGUGGCCGGGCAAGGAACGCCGGCCGAUCCCCAGAUCGCUCACUUAUUGCUGCAAGACUCGGAUAUGGUGAGGGCAUGGGGCACCAACUUGACCGCAGUAAGCUGGGCCCAUGCGGUCAACAGCCAACAGCUGCUGGACGAGGUCCUCACAGAAGCAGCUAACAUCGACUUUAUCGAGGCGGACAUUGUUCUGGGCAAGCUAAAUGGCGAGGGCGAGGACCUGCCCGUAAUGGCCCAUCCGCCAGCAGUCGUCUCCGACCUCACGCUAUCGGACUUUCUUAGCCAGAUCAUGGAGUUCAACCGGAACCACGGGGGCCGGGAAAAGGGAGUCAAGCUCGACUUCAAGUCGAUCGAGGUCUUCGAGGGCUCCCUGGACAUUCUGGACGAGAGCAUUCCUAGCAUGAGCUACCCCGUUUGGAUAAACGCCGACAUCCUAAGUGGACCCGUAGAGCAAAAUAAAACCGUGCCUGUGGAUGCGGACCGCUUCUUCGCCGGCUGCAUGCGCUAUAAGAAAGCGGCACUCUCUAUCGGCUGGACAACCAACUGGGGCGCCGACUUCCGCGACGGCGAGUACACGCAGGACCAAUGCAAUGCUAUGCUAGAAUCCCUGACCGCCAACAAUGUCCUCUCCACCGGUCAGGCCAUAACCUUUCCCGUCCGCGCUGGAAUCGCGGCCAACAGCCAGGAGCAGCUACACCGACUGGUUGCCGCGGUCAACGAGACGAACGAGAGCACCUUGACGAUUUGGUCGUCCGCCGGCGACUAUGUGGAUGUGGAAAAGUUGCGCCAGCUCAUCUUCGGCUUCGGGCUGGAACGAGUGUACCUGGACGUGCCGGAGGAGCUGGCCUCGCAGUUGGAUCUGGGAAAUCCAGGCAACGGCGCCAGCACCUUCAAGUCUCUGUUCAGCUUUAGCUUUGUCAGCCUUUGCUUUUGGGCUUUGUCCAGCUGGUUGCAGCGCAUAUAAGAGUGUUGAGUGGCUCAAGAAGGUACAAUUGCCAAAGCGAAUUAAGAAAGUUGAUACAAGAUCUUAAAUAUUGAAAUGCGUGAAAUAAAGAGUUCUACUUUAGUA